This is a messenger RNA of Tuber melanosporum (Perigord truffle), 1473 nucleotides long. RefSeq lists its product as uncharacterized. Gene Ontology annotation, biological process: GDP-mannose biosynthetic process; cell wall mannoprotein biosynthetic process. Gene Ontology annotation, cellular component: cytoplasm. Gene Ontology annotation, molecular function: mannose-1-phosphate guanylyltransferase (GTP) activity; GTP binding. Bases 181 to 1272 code for a protein of 363 amino acids. The transcript is spliced from 4 exons. NCBI's taxonomy places the organism in Eukaryota, Fungi, Ascomycota, Pezizomycetes, Pezizales, Tuberaceae. The record is from RefSeq and is a predicted model, not a curated record.
UAUUCACCACCUUCUCCUUUUCUGUGUGGGAAAACUUGACACUCGUUGAAUUACUUGCCCCCUUUCUCCUCUUCGUUGCCAUCUCCCUCUCCCUUAACCAUCGGCGAUACAUCUGUCUAUUUACCUCUGCAACUCGUCCCAAGCCCCUGUAUUUGCAGAACCAAUCAAUCGUUUUCCAUCAUGAAGGCCCUCAUUCUUGUUGGUGGCUUCGGGACUCGUCUACGACCUCUUACUCUCACUCUCCCGAAGCCUCUGGUCGAAUUCGGAAACAAGCCUAUGAUUCUCCAUCAAGUAGAAGCAUUGGCUGCAGCUGGCGUCACAGACAUCGUUUUGGCUGUCAAUUACCGCCCAGACGUCAUGAUUAGCGUCUUGAAGAAGUAUGAAGAGGAGUACAAAGUAUCAAUUACCUUCUCCAUCGAGACCGAACCAUUAGGGACUGCUGGUCCUUUGAAGCUUGCAGAGAAGAUUCUUGGCAAAGAUGAUUCUCCAUUCUUUGUCCUCAACUCAGAUGUUAUUUGCGAUUAUCCCUUCCACCAACUUGCCGAGUUCCACAGGUCGCAUGGCCAAGAAGGGACUAUUGUGGUUACAAAGGUCGAGGAGCCUUCCAAGUAUGGUGUGGUGGUUCAUCAGCCAGGUCACGCAUCAAGGAUCGAUCGCUUCGUCGAGAAGCCCGUUGAGUUUGUUGGCAACAGAAUCAAUGCCGGUAUCUACAUCCUCAACCCCUCCGUCUUGAACCGAAUAGAGCUCUGCCCUACUUCCAUCGAGCAAGAAACCUUCCCUGCCAUUGUUAAAGAUGGCCAAUUGCACUCCUUUGACCUUGAGGGAUUCUGGAUGGAUGUAGGCCAGCCCAAAGAUUUCCUUACCGGAACCUGCCUCUACCUCUCAUCUCUUACCAAGAGGAACUCGAAACUUCUUACCCCCGCAGCAGAGCCGUUUGUCUAUGGAGGCAACGUCCUCAUCGAUCCGUCAGCGGUAAUUGGGAAGAACUGUCGUAUCGGGCCAAAUGUCACAAUCGGGCCAAAUGUCACUGUUGGUGAUGGUGUGAGAAUCCAGAGAUCUGUCAUCCUAAAAGAGAGUAGGAUAAAGGAUCACGCUUGGAUCAAGAGCACCAUCGUUGGUUGGAAUAGCACUGUAGGAAAAUGGGCACGUCUAGAGAAUGUAACUGUUCUCGGUGACGAUGUCACAGUUUCCGAUGAAGUAUACGUAAAUGGUGGCUCUGUGUUACCGCACAAGACCAUCAAGGCCAAUAUUGAUAGUACGUUACCCAUGUGAAGUCUCCGUUGGGAAUCUGUUUUACUAACAUGAGUUUUUAGUUCCGGCCAUUAUCAUGUAAAAGUGCCUAUCAUCUUUUGGCUUCACGCGACUUUGAAGCGGUUUCAUGAUUCCUUGGAUUGGGGUAUUAGGGAAUACAAUCUCUACUCUUCUGUUUUGGAUAUGGUUAACGUUAUUUAAUCAACAUUUGAAAAUAAGAGA